Messenger RNA from Rubroshorea leprosula, 1699 nucleotides. Lineage: Eukaryota; Viridiplantae; Streptophyta; Magnoliopsida; Malvales; Dipterocarpaceae. The record is from the annotation of a GenBank genome assembly.
AUUGAUAAAGCACCAGGGAAGCUCUGUAGGCACUGCAUCGCCACCGCUUGAUACAACUCCGACGACAGAUUCCGGCGCCGAACGACCCCAACCCUAAUCGCGGGCAAGAAAGAAGCCAGAAUGGCGUCAGUGACUUUGCCGUCUUCUUCGCAAGCGUCGUUGUUUCUGUCUUCCAAUUCUUCUUCUCUCUUCGACCUCUCCCCGCGCGGCCGCAUAAAUUUGGGCUUCAACGCUUCUCGUUCGCGAAUCUUCCCUGCAAACUGCGUUAAAUGUGACACGCCUGAAUCGUUGGGUGUUGGAAGUGGGAAGCCGACCAUUCCAAUCAUUAAUGAAAGGACGCUGCCAAAGUUCUUGGAAUCAGCUGGAAUGGUGGAAAACGUUAACAGGAAUGGCACCAAGCUGAAACUGUUCUCUGGCACAGCAAAUUCUGCACUUUCUAAGGAAAUUGCCAGUUACAUGGGCCUAGAACUGGGAAAGAUCAACAUAAAGCGAUUUGCUGAUGGUGAAAUUUAUGUUCAGCUGCAAGAAAGUGUUAGAGGAUGUGAUGUUUAUUUAGUGCAGCCCACUUCCCCUCCAGCAAAUGAGAAUCUCAUGGAGCUUCUCAUAAUGAUAGAUGCUUGUCAGAGAGCAUCAGCCAAAAACAUCACUGCAGUGAUUCCAUACUUUGGAUAUGCCAGAGCUGACAGAAAGACCCAAGGGCGUGAGUCCAUUGCAGCCAAACUUGUUGCAAAUCUUAUCACAGAAGCAGGUGCCAACCGUGUUCUGGCUUGUGAUAUACAUUCUGGGCAGUCCAUGGGUUACUUUGAUAUUCCAGUGGACCAUGUUUAUUGUCAGGGUGUUAUUCUAGAUUAUCUUGCCAGCAAGGGGAUUCAUUCUAAUGACUUGGUAGUUGUUUCACCUGAUGUUGGUGGAGUUGCUAGAGCACGUGCCUUCGCAAAAAAAUUAUCAGAUGCACCUUUAGCCAUUGUGGAUAAAAGGCGUCAAGGACACAAUGUUGCUGAGGUGAUGAACCUUAUUGGUGAUGUAAAAGGGAAAGUAGCUGUCAUGGUGGAUGACAUGAUUGACACUGCUGGGACAAUUGCAAAAGGAGCAGCACUGUUACACCAAGAAGGGGCGAAGGAAGUCUAUGCAUGCUGCACUCAUGCUGUUUUUAGCCCUCCUGCAAUUGAGAGGUUAUCAGGUGGCCUUUUUCAAGAAGUGAUCAUUACAAACACAUUACCAGUAUCAGAGAAGAACUAUUUCCCACAGCUGACAGUUCUUUCAGUAGCAAACCUUCUUGGUGAAACCAUAUGGCGUGGGCAAGCCCGUCUGGAUGACAAUGGGGAAGGGAGAGGUCGAAACAAGAGUGAGAUCUAUGAAUCCUUUCUCAAAUCAAAGCUUUUUACAAUGAGAUCAAUUGUUUUCAUAUAUUCAACAAACAAACCCCAAGGACUCCAUCUUACUCUCAUGGAGGUGAGGAUGAAUGGGACUCUUGUUAUGGCAUCAAGAUUUUCCAACAUCAAAGGAACUAUUGUUGUCGAUGAGUUUGGCAAUUUUCCCAGUUUGAAUGGAAUUUGGAUAAGCAAGGAUGGGAGAAUCUACAAAAAAUAUAUAUAUAUAUUUUAUUAAGUAGACCAACUGUGUGUGGUUAAGGAUGUGAGAUUAUGGGGUAAAUGUAUCAUUAACCUUUCUGAUAUUAUCAUAAAGCAUUGUGCAUGGU